This is a messenger RNA of Gastrolobium bilobum, 1620 nucleotides long. Its product is annotated as protein LATERAL ROOT PRIMORDIUM 1-like. Gene Ontology annotation, biological process: positive regulation of DNA-templated transcription. Gene Ontology annotation, molecular function: DNA binding; DNA-binding transcription factor activity. The record is from RefSeq and is a predicted model, not a curated record. NCBI's taxonomy places the organism in Eukaryota, Viridiplantae, Streptophyta, Magnoliopsida, Fabales, Fabaceae. Bases 243 to 1385 code for a protein of 380 amino acids. The transcript is spliced from 2 exons. Gene Ontology annotation, cellular component: nucleus.
UGUCACGCACUGUUAUAAUAAAUAGUAUUCAGUUAUUAUUAUUCACUCACAGAGACACUUAUCAAACACCUUCAGUUGUGGCUACUACAAGGAGGUUGCAGCCUUCAGAUUCUGGUGCCUUCGCUGACUGGGCAGCAACUUCUUCCUCCGCCGCCCGUGCUGCCCCAGACGAACUAUCUCUCGGUUUCAAUGCAGCCCCCACCGCCGCUGCCGCCGGAACUCCCACCGGACCCACCUCCGGAAUGUGGCCCGGUGCCUCUAGGUCAAUCAAUUACGGUCUCGCACCCGAGAUGGGGAUGUUCGUCGUGGCACCUGCUUCUUCCUUCCACCAUCAUCACCACCACAACCAGCAGCAGCAGCAGCAACACCACCACGAGGCUGUUAUCUCCGAUCCUCAUUCAAUCAACCCCGCCACCGCACUCGGCGUCGGUGUCAUCCCUCUCCUCACCGCAACUCCGUGUCUCGACAGUGACAACAACAUGCUCAGUAACCGAAACCGUGGUGGAGGUGGAGGAGGAGGAAUUCAGUUUUGGCAGGACCAGCAAUCCCAUCAUAGCCACUACUUGAAGAAGCAAGGUUUUCUUGACCACAAUAUAAGUUCUUUGAAUUUGAUUCAGGGUGGCGGCGGAAGCGGCGGUGGCGGCGGCGGCGGCGGCGGUGGGAUAACUGCUUCGGCUUCCAAUAGUGGGGGAACAACGUGCCAAGACUGUGGAAACCAAGCAAAGAAAGAUUGUACAAACAGAAGGUGCAGAACUUGUUGCAAGAGUCGAGGUUUUGAUUGCCCUACUCAUGUUAAGAGCACUUGGGUUCCCGCAGCACGCCGGAGGGAACGCCAGCUUAUGACGUCGUCUGCGGCGGCGGCUGCGGUGGUUGCUGGUUCAAGUGGUUCCACUUCUGGUGCCAAGAAACCUAGGCUUAUUACUUCACAGACUACUACAACUUCUCGCACUUCAACUUCUAACACCACUCCUCCUAGGAGCUUUGAAACUAGUUCUAGCCAUCAAGAUGCGAGUUUCAAAGAGUCAUUGCCUGGUCAAGUACGUGCACCUGCGGUGUUCAAGUGUGUUCGAGUAACGGCAGUGGAAGAUGGGGAAGAUGAGUAUGCCUAUCAAGCUGUUGUGAAGAUUGGAGGCCAUGUGUUUAAAGGGUUUCUUUAUGAUCAAGGGCUUGAAAAUAGAGAUGUGUAUCCUAAUCUAUCUGAGCUGCAUUUGGGUGGUGGUAAUGGUGGAAGUGGAAGCGGUGGGAGUGGUGGUGGUGGUGGUGGUGGUGGAGUUGGGAGGAAUGGGGUUUCAUCUUCAUCCCCAAUGCUGGAUCCUUCUGAUGUGUAUGCAGCUACAGGUGGAGGGUUAAUAGGAGGUUCAGCCUAUGGUAAUACAAUAAAUUGAACUGUCUUUCCGAGUGCAAGAUAUUAUUAGAUGGGCUUGGAGAGGCUAACGUUGUAGUUCAAUUCUCUUCUUUUGCUAAUUUUGAGAGGAGGGUGGUUCAUUUUCUUCUAGGCUUUGUAUCUUAUUGCAUAUGUCACUCUUUUUUCUGCAUUUUUCCAACUUGAUUUUAGUUCUAUUCUUUCUCCCCCAAUUUGCCUUUGUCAUUGCAUGAGAUCCUCUCAUUGAAUGACAAAGG